Molecule: messenger RNA, 540 nt
Organism: Eurypyga helias (sunbittern)
Lineage: Eukaryota; Metazoa; Chordata; Aves; Eurypygiformes; Eurypygidae
Gene: PLGRKT
Product: plasminogen receptor, C-terminal lysine transmembrane protein
Biological process (GO): positive regulation of plasminogen activation
Cellular component (GO): plasma membrane
Source: RefSeq, a predicted model, not a curated record
AUGAUGCAUCAUGAAGAAGAGAAACCCUCAAAGGGCAAAGAGGUAUCAGAAUUGAUUCUAAAGAUGCUAUCAGCUAAAUUAGAAUCUCAGAAUAAAUUGGAAAGUAGCUAGCUGGUAGACUAUCACCAUGGAAAUGCAAAACUGGAAAGGCAACUACUGAUGCAGAACCAGAUGAGAGAGAGACAAACAGCCAUGCAGAUUGCUUGGACACGGGAAUUUCUCAAAUAUUUUGGGACAUUUUUUGGACUUGCUGCUGUAGGUUUAACAGCUGGAGCAAUAAAAAAGAAGAACCCAGGAGUUCUACUGGCCAUAGUUCCCUUAAGCUUUAUUUUUGCCUAUCAGUAUGAUAUGGGCUAUGGGACGGUCUUGCAGAGGGUGAAAGGUGAAGCAGAGAACAUACUGGACACACAGAGCACUUUGCUAGAAUUGCCGAAAGGACCGCUCACUUACGAAGACUUGGAGAAACUCAGAAGAUCUCAGAGCAAGUUCUUCAUAGAAAAAAUAGGAAAAUGGCAUUUAAACUUGAGAUCUGAAAUGUGA